This is a messenger RNA of Acipenser ruthenus (sterlet), 2519 nucleotides long. RefSeq names its product serine/arginine-rich splicing factor 10-like. NCBI's taxonomy places the organism in Eukaryota, Metazoa, Chordata, Actinopteri, Acipenseriformes, Acipenseridae. The coding region runs from base 154 to 936 and encodes 260 amino acids. The record is from RefSeq and is a predicted model, not a curated record. The transcript has 6 exons. Gene Ontology annotation, molecular function: RNA binding.
CGUCACGUGUCUCACCUUCCAUUUUCAGCACAGAUCAUCUCUACAGCGCAUGCGUUGUUGUCUUCCCCAGCGCCUUACCGGGCUUGGUUUGCUGCGAUUGUUUCGGGGCAGCGUUUCUUCGAGAGGUUAAGGAAUUUGUGGAAUAAUUUCGUUAUGGCCAGGUACCUUCGGCCUCCAAACACUUCGCUCUUUAUCAGAAAUAUAUCUGAUGAAUCCAGGUCUGAGGAUUUACGUCGUGAGUUUGGUCGUUAUGGACCAAUAGUAGAUGUCUACAUUCCGGUUGACUACCAUACUCGCCGAGCAAGAGGAUUUGCAUACAUUCAGUUUGAAGAUGUGCGAGAUGCUGAGGAUGCACUUCACAACCUGGACAGGAAGUGGGUCUGUGGCCGUCAAAUUGAGAUCCAGUUUGCUCAGGGGGAUCGGAAAACACCAGGACAAAUGAAGACCAAAGAAAGGAGAUCCCCGCGGAGUUUUUCUCGUGAUGAUUGUGACAGAGACAGACGCAGGCGUUCCCGUAGCAGGGGUUAUGAACGGAGAAGGUCCAGGAGUCGUUCUUGUGAACGAAGGCCAAGGAGGUCUGAAAGUCCCAGAGACUACAAUAGCAGAUCCUAUGGAAAACACAGACGAAGCAGAAGCCCUGAAAAUGACAGGUACAGACGGCACAAUCACUCUUACAGCCGGUCAAAUUCUAGAUCUAAAUCUCAUUCCAGAUCAAGAUUGAAAGCCAAGAAGGACUCCAGGGCUAGAUCACAUUCAAGAUCAAAGUCCCACACCCCUCCCGGAGAGGGCUUUCACCUGGCACCAAAAUCCCGGUCAAGAUCUAAAUCUCAGAAGGAUUCCGGAUUGAGAUCGCCAUCAGGAUCUCGAUCCAGAUCUCGGUCUAGAUCGCGUUCCAGAUCCAGGUCAUGGGCUGGUCGGAAAUCUGGUGGCCAUUAGACCUCUUUCCUCAAUAAUGGCUUGCAUAAUGUAUGGUUUUGUGUUUUUAUUUGUUUGGGUUUUUUUUUUAAUUGAUGCAAGUAGUAUAAAAUGCUUUUGACAUCAUGCACCAGAUUGCCCCAUAUAGAUCAGUUGCAGCAGUAUUUUUUUUUUUUACUUGUUUUAGUCUGAGGUAUUGCUUUUCAUGUUUCAGCAUCCAGAGAAGUGGGGCAACUAACAAAGUUGCAGUAUAAAACUUUUCAGCUCCCACAAAUCUAAAGCACACAUAUACGGCAUGCUACACUAAAGUAUUAUAGUGAUCAACUUUGUUUUAUAAAUAUUUCUACUUUUGUGUAAAUAUAACUCAGAAUAUUCUUAGAGGCCUCUUGGAUUGGUGUUUUCCAUGGGUCAUCUAAAGUAUUUUGCAGUUUUACCUAGUUUCUUUUUUAUUCUUGCUAUUCCAUCUGGUCCAUAAACAACUGGGAUUAGUGUUUUCCAGUGAAAGUAAAAUCCCUCCCCCUCCCAAAAAAGUAAUUGUCCCCACCUUGGUAUUCCUGAAAUGGUAAUCCUUAAAUUACUUGUUUUGUUUUUGUGGUUAAGAGUCUUUGUAUAUGGACCUCGUAAAAACAGUUUGGAAGUUUUAAUGUGAAUUUGAUAAUAAAAUACCACACUCUGUGCUGAAACCAUAAAUAACUGCUGGUCCUAGAUGAAUAACUCAAUCUCCAACUGGCAGUACGAAGAUUCAAUCGCAACAUAAAGAAAGUAUGCUGUAUGACAUGGUAAAAUAAGUAUUUUUAAAGCAGCUGGAUACUAAUUUUGAUAACCUGUAUAAAGUGAAAGUGUAUUUUGUUUUGGUUUUUGCUAAAACUCAGAAUGCAUACAUGCACAUUUUAUGUUCUUUCUAAAAGGUUUGUAAAUACCUGUGGUAGAAGUCUCAAGUUUAAGGAAACUGUUAAGAUUUUGUAGUAACUACAUUCUGUAAAGGUCUGCUUGGCAGUGGUUUAUAUGCAUGCUUCCUCUUGUCUGGUGUUGUCUUUAUGAAUUUCUACUGUUUUGGUUUAAAGGUGUUUGGGGGAAAAAAAAAAUGUUCUGAAGCAUCAUGUAAUUGAAACACUGGUGUAUUCUGUCACAUUACAUAAAAAAUUCAAAGUCUUGCAUAGGUAUUGAAGUUCAUUCUAAAUAGUGAGGGGAGAAAGAAUAAGAAUAAGUAGUAUAGUUAUGCAGGGGCUACACAGAUGUUUGCUCUCUGGUUUUACAGACCCAGAUUAGAAUUAGUCUUGGACUACCUUAAGGUAAUAUUAAGGUGUCCAAUAUUGGCCCUUAUCAUGGUUUGUGAAACUAGCAGAAAUAGUCUGAAUAUUUUUAACUUUUUCAUCUUCUAAAGCGUCGAAGCCAGUAGUUGACAAUUUUUGUUUGUGGCUUCAUAUCCAAGUAAAAAUCAAUUUAUUUUGUUGUGGCUUUAGUUUGACAACCAAAGAUUGUCAGAAACUGGUUGUCCAGUGCGAUUUGUUUGUAAAUGCUGUUAAGUGUCUUGGUACUGGUCAUAUUAUCACUUCCAGUAUUCCAAGAUUUACUUUUGAAUCUAAUAAAAUAUGGUGAUGACA